Folsomia candida is the source of this 1343-nucleotide messenger RNA. RefSeq names its product probable gamma-butyrobetaine dioxygenase. Gene Ontology annotation, molecular function: oxidoreductase activity. The record is from RefSeq and is a predicted model, not a curated record. Bases 337 to 1125 code for a protein of 262 amino acids. NCBI's taxonomy places the organism in Eukaryota, Metazoa, Arthropoda, Collembola, Entomobryomorpha, Isotomidae. Gene Ontology annotation, cellular component: mitochondrion. Gene Ontology annotation, biological process: carnitine biosynthetic process. The transcript is spliced from 2 exons.
GAGAUGUAACGAUAUCAUUAACCUUACAUUAUGUAAGUUACAUAAUUUCGCAAUUAGCUUAACUUCAAUUAAAUGACUUAUGAGUACCGUUCAUGAAAUCCGUCAAAACAUUUCAGCAUUAAACAACGAAUGCAAGUUAUUUUGGGUUAUAUGUUUUUGCACUUCAUCUUCAUGUUGUUAUUGAAUACCCUACUUUUCUUGAAUAAGAGAUUACCAACUUCUAUGAAAAAAUGCUUAACCUGAGGGAUAAAUUGAAGCUGAAAGGACAAAUUUCAAUCAGUACACGUUCCCACAUUUAAAUCAAAAGAUUACGAAACAUCUUUCAAAGUGGACGACAUGGAAAUUUUGUGGCUGGACGGAAACGACGCCUCAAUUGGUGCCAAGGCCUGCGAAGAAAUUUCCAAACGGGGAAUUGUUCUCGUAAGAAAUAUAAAGUCAGAACAAAGUCUGACAGAAAUUUCUAAACACUUUGGACAAGUAUUCAAUCCACGACAUGGGUCACCAAACGGUGUGGCAAACAUUCAUCCGGAUCACACCCUCGAAGGAAAAGGUUACACCAGGACGGCUUUAUUGCUGCAUACUGACCGCAGUGGGAUGGACAAUCCACCAAGAUUUUUAAUUACGACGGUGAAAAAACAAAGCGAAUCUGGUGGCCACAGCACGUUCGUCAACGGGAAACAUCUUCAAGCUCAAAUUCUUUCCGAAGAUCCAAAACUUUUUCAAUUGUUGCGAGAUUCUAGAAUGACCCAGUUCCAACAAGAAGAUCGAAGCUUCAAAUGUCUUCCAAUGUUUUAUGGGGAGAGUAAAAUCCGAUGCCGAUUUGACGAUGGGAUAUACUUCAACCAUUCCUUGGCUGAAAAACUGCCCCAUUUGAUGCGUCAUUUGGCCAAACUUCAAGUUCGGGUGGCAUUUAAAGAGGGGGAAGGCUAUAUUUUGGAUAACCAUUGGUGGCUCCAUGGACGCGACGGUUUCAACGGGGACAGAGAAGUCCUACGACUUCUGAUCAAUCCCGUGAUUAUUGAUGCUUUACAAAAAGAAGAAGGGAAAAAUACCUCAAAAUUGAUCCUCCCCGAUAUUGACACGACCCUCCUAGAUUUCCCUCCUAGAUUUCCUACUUCAUGCUAAAUUACAAAUUUAUAUGAAAAAAUUGUUUAAACAGUUCCAAUUUAAUUUAACUUUAAACUUCUUGGAAAUAAAUCUGAUCAAAUUGUCCAUCUUAAGCAAGAAAUUUGAUAAACAAGAGGAAACUACUUGGAAGUUUGGAGCAUAAUUAAAAUCUUAUCCGGUCAGCAGACUUUAUUCUGAUAAAUAAAACUUACGUACGUGUUUUAUUACUUGGUAAA